AACAGAUGGAAGUGUCGUACGAUGAUACAAAAGAUAGGGCCUGUCAGUAGAGUAUAAAAAUUAGUUAUAUUAAAUUACUUUGGUCAGAGAAACUUGUAGGCACAAUGUCAGGUGAAACUGAUAUUUUCGACGAUAACGAAAGUCAAUUGCCUCAAGACCUCGGAGAUGAUGUUGUUCAGGAGGUUCUCAAAACUGGCACCGAUCUACGCCAAUAUUCCAGGCAAAUUGAAAAAGAACUAAAGGAAGUCGAAAAUAAAUCCAUCCAGGAUUAUAUCAAGGAAAGCGAGAAUAUAGCGAGUCUUCAUAAUCAAAUUGCUGCAUGUGACAAUAUUUUAGAGAAAAUGGAAUCAAUGUUAAUGAGUUUUCAACUGGACUUAGGUAGUAUAAGUUCGGAGAUACUUUAUCUUCAACGUAAAUCUGUGGCAAUGAGCCAACAGUUAUCGAAUAGACAAAUAAUUAGAUGUCCCCUUAGCCAGUUUAUCGAAGACAUGACAGUGUCAGAGGCGCUUAUUGCUGGAAUUAUGGAUUGUCCUGUAACAGAAAAGGAAUUUUUAACCCAGCUGCAGACGUUGAAUCACAAAAUCAAUUUCGUGAAGGAACAAACUUUUAAAGAAGCCAAGUCUUGUUUAGACGUGAAAGAUAUACUAGAGAAAUUGAAAGUGAAGGCAAUGGCAAAAAUUAGAACAUAUUUGUUGGAACAGAUUUACAAGUUCAGGAAACCCAUGACGAAUUAUCAAGUGCCCCAGAAUAAUAUGUUGAAAUAUAAAUUCUUCUUUGAGUUUAUUUUGGCAAACGAAAGGAAUGUGGCAGAAGAAAUUUGUGGGGAAUAUGUUAGCACAAUGAGUAAAAUAUAUUACUCUUAUUUUAAAUCGUAUUCUUCAAGGUUAAUGAAAUUACAGUUUGAGGAAGGAGCUUCGAAAGAUGAUCUGAUGGGAGUGGAAGAUACUGUAGGAAGGGGUAUUUUCCAUAAGACUACAUUAAAGCAUAGAGGUACUGUAUUUUCUAUAGGAAAUAGAGGCGAUGUUUUAACUUCACAGUUGGAAGCACCUAUUAUUGUACCUCAUACUGCAUCUAAAACAAGAUAUCAUUACGAAGCCUUGUUUAGAAGUGAACAAUACGCCCUUGUAGAUAAUGCCUGUCGGGAAUAUUUAUUUUUAACGGAAUUCUUUAAAGUACGCGGUGCACAAACAAUGGAUAUUUUCAACCAGGUAAUGGGAAAGACAUUAAAUUUAAUGGUGAAGAACCUGCAAUCUUUUGUGGAUGAUUGCUACGAUACCAUUGCUUUAUUCCUUUGCUUGCACUUGGUAAUGCGUUAUCAAUUAACUUGCCAUAAAAGAGCCGUACCAGCUUUGGAUAAAUACUGGGACAACAUGACUUCAGUAAUUUGGCCUAGAUUCGAGUGUGUCUUUCAAAUGAAUAUUCAAAGUAUAAAAGAUAUUGACCCAUUGAAACUCAGUAAAGAAACUGGUCCUCAUUAUAUUACACGAAGGUAUGCUGAGUUUAGCGCUGCAAUGAUCAGUGUAGUCGAAGGAUUCCCUUGUGAAGGUGCAAUACAGUUACUAGCCGAGCUAAGAGAAGCUGUUCAGUGCUUUUUACUACGAAUGGCAACCAUAUUUCCUAACAGAAUUGAGCAAUUAGUUUUUCUUAUCAAUAACUACGAUUUAGUUCUCGGUGUACUAAUGGAAAGAACACGAGACAAUUCAAAAGAAGCAGAGAGUUUCCGGGAACAAUUAAACGCACGUUCCGCAGAAUACGUUGAAGAAGUUUUAACUCCAUAUUUUGGUGGUAUAAUACAAUUAGUUAAGGAGUCAGAGGUAUUGAUAGAAAAAGGUCAGGCAGAUGAUUUGAAAAGACAAGAAGGAAAAGCAUUGGCCCUUGUGCAAUCCUUCACGAAUAAUUGGAAACGGGCAUUAGAGGAAAUUAAUCGAGAAGUAAUAAAAUCCUUCCCUAGCCUGGUGCUUGGGACCGCUUUGGUGCAACGUGCAAUGACGCAAUUAGUGCAAUAUUAUCAUAGACUUCAUAAAAUCUUACCGCCAAAUGCGCGGACACAGUUGACGAAUAUUCAUCACAUAAUGGUGGAAAUUAAGAAAUACAAAGCGAAUUAUUAAUAACUCGAACGAGAUUGGUUAUUUCAAAACCCAAGA
Messenger RNA from Dufourea novaeangliae, 2144 nucleotides. It is a transcript of the gene Vps52, whose product is annotated as vacuolar protein sorting-associated protein 52 homolog. The record is from RefSeq and is a predicted model, not a curated record. Gene Ontology annotation, cellular component: GARP complex. Gene Ontology annotation, molecular function: syntaxin binding. Gene Ontology annotation, biological process: Golgi to vacuole transport; endocytic recycling; lysosomal transport. The coding region runs from base 105 to 2108 and encodes 667 amino acids. Lineage: Eukaryota; Metazoa; Arthropoda; Insecta; Hymenoptera; Halictidae. The transcript is spliced from 9 exons.